UUCCGUCGUCUCUUCUCAGUGCAGUUGCAGAAAACCUCCAGCAGCGUUCCUGCCCUAGGAAUAUCCUUCCUUUUCUCCUCUUCUUCUCAGCUUGAGGGGGUACGAGAGUUCCGCCUACUGCAUGGCAGAGGUUCGUGCUUUUGUGAAGGCAGUGAUUUUUAUUAAAGAAAGAGAAAGACAAACAAACUAAAUGACGAACGACCAAGAGACCGAAGAGGCCCAAGUCAUUACAUCCUUGACGCCCUGCUGAAGACCUCAUCUGACAACCUAUGAGGAUUCAUGAAGUAAAGAUCAUUCUGCUCUCAUGAUUCAUUAGAAGCCCCUAGUUGAGAGGGCAUCUACUCACAAUGGAAAAGCAGGAUCCUCAAGGCACACCAGAAAUACAACCAUCAUCUCAAGUGUCACAAGAAUCUCAAGGUGACCAGAGAAACAACCCUCCUACUGAGGUUCCCAGAGCAGAUUCGGGUUCGGUAUCCAUCUCCAGCAAUGAUGGCAGGAAGGUUUCUCGCGAGGACAUUGAACUUGUAAGACAAGUCCAGAACCUGAUAGAACGAUGUCUUCAGCUAUAUAUGAAUAGAGCAGAGGUGGUGAAGACCCUUUUGAAUCGAGCAAGGAUUGAACCUGGGUUUACGAGUCUAGUGUGGCAGAAACUGGAGGAAGAAAAUGCGGAGUUUUUCAGAGCUUACUACAUAAGGUUAAAGCUGAAAAAACAGAUCAUCAUGUUCAAUCACUUGCUUGAGCGCCAGUACCAUCUGAUGAAAUAUCCUAUGCCACCAAAGGUUCCUCUGGCCCCCAUACAGAAUGGGAUUCAUCCUAUGCCUGUUAACAAUAUGCCUAUGGGAUACCCGGUCCUUCAGCAGCCCCCAAUCCCAGCUACCGGUCAACCCCAUCUCGAUUCAAUGGGCUGUGGACUCUCCAGCUGUCAUGUGGUAAAUGGAGUCCCGGCGCCAGGCAAUUUCCAUCCCAUUCGGAUGAAUUCCGGAAAUGACACUGUGAUGGAGAGCGGUGCAGCUGAUGUUGGAUCUGUUAUCCCUCCAGGCAGUGCCAUGUCAUCCAUCUCAGAUAUGGCCGUGAGUCCAGCGUCAGCGUCCAGUGGCCAUUUUCCCUUCACUCCAUCAGAAAUGUCAGGUAUGGGUGUAGACACAUCAGCACUUGACACAGCCUUUACAUCCGAUGUGGCAAGUCAGCUGGGAGCUGAUGGUGGGGUUGGGAGCACGGGCGACUCACUUAGGUCUCUGGCUCAGAUCCCCUGGAAUUUCAGCCUAUCGGAUCUUACAGCAGAUUUAUCAAACAUGGGAGAUCUUGGAGCCCUAGGAAACUAUACUGGCUCCCCUUUCCUGCCAUCAGAGUCCGACAUCCUACUUGAUUCCCCAGAGCAUGAUGAUAUUGUUGAUGAGUUCUUUGUUGAUUCCAUCCCCGAGCCAUGCUCUCAGUCAGAUGAGGAGAAAUCAUAGAGAAACGCUAUCAAUCAGAUGAGGAGAAAUGAUAGAGAGAACUGAUGUGGCCCCACCCCUAACAUCCUCUACAGGUUAGUGCAUUAGACAGUAUGUUGAAAGGUUAGUUGAGAAAAAUAGACAUUCCAGCGCUUGUAAGUAUAGUAGCAGUAGCAGCACAAGUAGCCCCCGGAAGUAGGAAAUAGUGGAUAAUAUAUCUACAAUAAAUGGUAACAAUUGCACAUUUAUAUUUCUCCAAGAUGUGAAAAAUAAUAAAUAACACAGUCAUGCAGACUGUUUAUAAUA
Molecule: messenger RNA, 1739 nt
Organism: Magnolia sinica
Lineage: Eukaryota; Viridiplantae; Streptophyta; Magnoliopsida; Magnoliales; Magnoliaceae
Exons: 10
Coding region: 348-1454 (368 amino acids)
Source: RefSeq, a predicted model, not a curated record